Molecule: messenger RNA, 4211 nt
Organism: Aedes albopictus (Asian tiger mosquito)
Lineage: Eukaryota; Metazoa; Arthropoda; Insecta; Diptera; Culicidae
Gene: Bx
Product: LIM domain transcription factor LMO4.1
Exons: 4
Coding region: 1281-2183 (300 amino acids)
Biological process (GO): positive regulation of transcription by RNA polymerase II
Cellular component (GO): nucleus
Molecular function (GO): DNA-binding transcription factor binding; transcription coactivator activity
Source: RefSeq, a predicted model, not a curated record
CGUCGCGACGUGCGGAAGCCGGUUGUUUGGAUUGGAAAACGGUUUAUAUUGGCGACGGGACUCACAGGUGGCUGCAACAAGUUUGCGUUGAUUGACGAUAGGUUCUGUUCUCGACAGUUGUUAGUGAAGCGGUUAGUGAGUGAUUUAGCGUGUACACAAACAAGCAGCAGCGAGGCGAGAUAGCGCGGGCGCGGAAAGUAAACACCAACCCGCACAAAUCUGUCUAAUUAAUUAGCGCGCAUCACUAUCAAGUGGGUACAAUUAAAAUUAAAUAAAAAUUGUUGCUUCAAGCAUCGCGGUUGAUCGAGAAGAAGGAAACGACGAGUAGUGAGCGAGCGAGAGUAUGUGAACCGCGGAGUGAUUUGUUGUCUUAUUUUUAAUUAAGAGCUCCGGAGCGAUAACCACAUGGUCGAGGUCUGGCGGGAUUUUUUCCAUGAAUGAAGCUCCGAAGAACGAAGAGGAUCGUCAUCAUCAUCAGCAGCGCUGAAGAGCGAGUGCAUGUCACUGUGACAACAGGCAAAACAACGGCAAAAAGCUUAUAAUUAUUCAAAUAUUUAACUUUUCAAAGAGAGAUAAAUAACGCACUGGAGCGCUAUUGCGGCUGGAAUGCUCCGCAAGUGUCAGGCAGUAGGCGACGAAACAAGUGCUGAAAUUUAUUAGUGUUUAGCAACAUCACAGCCUACUGUGAAGCCGAAGAAGCGACAAGAGUCGUGGCGAAGCACACGAAAGAAAAAAAAAGAGCGAAUCGGAAGAAUUUCUCAAAAAGAAGAUAUCACUUUGCGCGCGAGUUAUUUUAAUUAGAAAACGCAACCAACAGUACUCGGUGGCAUUUGAAGUGCAGUCGCGGUACGGUUCAAGAAAAAAAUAAAGUGCAAUUUGCACACACAGCGACUGUUACAACCGCGGGAACGCAAGGCGAAGAGGCACCACGCUGGUGUGAAAUUUGAGAAGUUUGAAGUCGAAGCCAAGCAGGCUCGGCAGACCCCUGCACUCAAGUGAUUUCAGUUUUAGUGAGUGUGAAGAAAAGCAAACAAAUAGGUGCAAGCAAGUGCAGGAAAGAAGUGUUGUGUAAUUCGAUCAUUACUGCCUGCUUACUAGUCGGUCGAAGUAGCCGGGUUCCACCAUCGAUUGGAUCGGGACGACGACAGGCUGAGGAGGCGAGCUAAGCAGGCGGAAGGAAUUUUGCAACCCGGCAACCGCAGUCAGCCAGCCGGGGCCCGCUGACUUGGAUUCUUCGGCUAACAAGAUAGUUGCCGACAGCAGUCAGUCAGUUAUCCCAGAUGAUGACGAUGGACGUCACCAAGCCGGAACCGCCGUCCGGUGGUGGUGGUGGAGGCAGUGUUGCCAGCGGAAAUGGUUCGCAGCAGUCUGGGCCCGUAACCGGUGGCGGUCAGAAUGGAAUUGGGAACGGCAAUGGCCCGCAUAGUCACAAUCACAACCAGCAGCUGUGUGCCGGCUGCGGGAAACACAUUCAGGAUCGGUUUUUGCUGCGGGCACUGGAUCUGCUGUGGCACGAGGAUUGUUUGAAAUGUGGUUGCUGCGAUUGUCGCCUCGGGGAGGUUGGAUCCACACUGUACACCAAGGGCAAUCUGAUGCUGUGCAAGCGGGAUUAUCUGAGCUUGAAAAAUUCCAGGCUGUUUGGCAACACGGGCUUCUGCGCCGCUUGCAACAAAGUGAUACCGGCCUUCGAGAUGGUGAUGCGGGCCCGGAACAAUGUGUAUCAUCUGGAGUGCUUCGCCUGUCAGCAGUGCAAUCAUCGAUUCUGCGUCGGGGACAAGUUCUACCUGUGCGAGAACAAAAUCCUCUGCGAGUACGACUACGAGGAACGGCUAGUAUUCGCCUCGAUGGCCAACCACCCGAUGUUGAAACGUCAAAUCGGAACGGGGGGUCCACAGCAGCAGCAACAGCAACAACAACAACAGCAAGGGGGUGGCGUCGGAGCCGGAGGUCAUCCACACCCGGUUCAGAACGGCAUCGGAGGAGGUCAUGGACCGGGACCGGGACAGCAGCAGCAGCAAGGUCAAUCGCAGAACUCGCUGAUGUCGCAGCUGGUGGCCGGGCAGCGGGCUGCCGGAGGCGACCAUAACAAUAACAGUAAUCUACCGGUGUCACUCGGUGGCGGCGGUCCGUCACCGUUCGGGACGCCUACGCACAUGAAGGCCGCCCUCAGCUCCGCUAGUUAAAUUUGCGUUGUCCAAGGCGUUGUCCUUCUUUUCACCGCCUAUAUCUGUAUGUAGCUGUUGUGUAUGUUCUGGGUGAAGAAACAAAGGGAUGGAAAAUUACUCAAAUUACUCGAAAAGCCGAAAAAACUCACAACGAUGUGCAAUAUUUUUGAAUUGCGCUUUUAUCCCAGCGCGUUCCGACGGAUUCGGCUGUCAUUAAUUGUUGCAUCAGAAGAAGAAAACCUAACCUAUCAAAGCAGCCAUGUGCCAACAAAACGGAAAACGCAUUGCGAGACCCCUCGUUUCACGUUCGCGUGCGCCACCGCGCAUCAAUGUGUCAUAUUUUUCGCGAUCGCCUACUGCGUUGUUUUUUUUUUGUCGCGGUGCAUAACUGCACACGCGAGUGCCAUAAAUUUAUGCAGUUUUUUUUUCGAGGAAAAACCGGAAAUCAGUUCAACAUAAAUCAAAUUUACUCAAUUAGAUAAGCCCGCGUUGGUGGUGCACAGGAAGAGCGGGUUUGUUUAACACUUCAUUUUGCGCUAUUUGGAGCGAAUAAAUUACGCUGCACUGGUGAUACGCUCGCUCUACGGGAUGAGAUGAAAACGGGACAGACACAUUCCUCCAGGAAUCUCUUCAGAAAUUCCUCCAGAAAGCCUUUAUAAAUUCCUCCAGGAUUUCCUUCAAGAAAUCCUUUCAGGAUUUCCUAGAGAAAUUCCUAAAAGUAUUCCUGAUUACGGAAGAAAUUCCUAGAGGAAUUCUUGGAGAGAUUUCUGACGGGAUUUCUGGAGGAAUUCCUGAAGGGAUUCCUGGGGGAAUUUCUGAAGACAUUCCUGGAGGAAUUUCUAGAGGCAUUCCUGGAGGGGUUCGUGAAAAAAAUUCCUGAAGGAAUUUCUGGAGCAAUACCCAGAGGGAUUUUUGGAGAAAUUCCUGAAGGGAAUUUCUGAAGAGAUUCUUGCAGAAAUUCUUGUACAGAUUACUGGAUGAUUUCUAGAAGGGAUACCAGGAGGAAUUCCGGAAGAGAUUCCUGGAGGAAUUACUGAAGAGAUUCCUGGAGGAAUUCCUGAAGAGAUUCCUGGAGGAAUUCCUGAAGAGAUUCCUGGAGGAAUUCCUGAAGAGAUUCCUGGAGGAAUUCCUGAAGAGAUUCCUGGAGGAAUUCCUGAAGAGAUUCCUGGAGGAAUUCCUGAAGAGAUUCCUGGAGGAAUUCCUGAAGAGAUUCCUGGAGGAAUCCCUGAAGAGAUUCCUGGAGAAAUCCCUGAAGAGAUUUCUGGAGGAAUCCCUGAAGAGAUUCCUGGAGGAAUCCCUGAAGAGAUUCCUGGAGGAAUCCCUUCAGGAAUUCCCCAGGAAUCCCUUCAGGAAACUGAUCCAUUUCCGUUCCAUCCCAUAGCGCGAUCUAGUUUUGAAUGCCGUUAUUUUCAUCGUUGUUUGCAUUUUAAUCCUCACUUAAUCAAAGACUGAUAAUUUUCACGAACGGAACAGAGUCGUUCUCAUUGUACUAUAAAUAAAUUGAGGUUAUAAACAUCUCUCGAAAAGGAAAUAAACAAAAGACGCGGUUGAAAUUUGUUUUUCCCGUGUCAAUUCUCACUUGUAAAUACUCUAGGUCUUACAAUUAUUCGAGUUAAUUUGUUGAAUAUGAUUAAUUUCUCAUUUUAGGAUAACUUUUAUUGAAAAAAAAACUUCAUUUGUUUACAGUGUCACCCAAAUAAAACAAACAAACUGAAUAACUGUCAAAUAUAAGAAAAAUACACUGAGCGAAAGUUUCGCAUUGAAAUCGUAAAUGUUUCUGGCAAAUAAUCAACUAAAAUUAAAAAUUUGUGUAAACAGGUGUAAACAAAAGCUCCACAUUACUCGUAAAAAGUCGUACGCAAGGAAACGAACUAUAUAGAGGUAAACCAAAGAAAAGCCAGUACUUAUUGUUGCUGAGAGUGAAACCUAAGAAGAACCGGAAAAGCCGAUUAAAACAGAAGAAAAUCAAGAUAGAAAACAAAAAACGAACGCAUAAAUGGUAAUUAGUCAAAUUAUUAAAGUGAACAAAGGAAGCUAUUAAUCGUA